Messenger RNA from Cercopithifilaria johnstoni, 6240 nucleotides. Lineage: Eukaryota; Metazoa; Nematoda; Chromadorea; Rhabditida; Onchocercidae. The record is from the annotation of a GenBank genome assembly.
AUGAUGGAGCAGUCAAAUUCAUUACUCUUAAAUGAAGAAGCGCUGAAUCUUUGUACAGAUUCCAGAAAGCCCGUUUUUGUGUACGAAUGGUUGCGAUAUCUUGAUCGCAUAUUACCUGCUGCACAAAAGACCGAUAUAAAAACUGUGCAGAAGAAGCUUAUUGAGCAGUUGACAUCGCGAAUUUUAGCUGCACCGGGGCCACUUACUAGGGACUUACUGGCAAAAUGUGUUGCACAGAUAUACUCAGUAGGGGACACAUAUAGUCUUUUUGAAACAAUAAAUACCUGUAAUGAUAUCCUAAAAGGACGAGAUGACUCCCCAACACAUCUCCCCGUGAAAUUAGCUGCCUUGCGAUGCUUGGGAGCAAUGUAUGAAGUACUGGGUAGAUUGGUAGGUCGAAGUUAUGAAGAAUCUUUCCAUCAUAUGGCGAGGUGGUUGAGAAAUGCAGAGUCGCAAGGACGCGCCGAAUUACUGUAUACAUUCGCUAAAAUGGUGAAAGGCUUGGGUGUUGGUGCAUCUUCCGUUCAUAAGGAUUUGUAUAAAAUUCUGAAAACACACAUAUCAGAUCGAGUCAUGAUCGUUAGAACGGCUGCAAUUAAUUGUCUUACUGUAUUGAUCCCAGAAUAUCCGUUUUUAUACACGAACGAAGUGGAAAGUGUUGGUACAUUGUGCUUUAAGGCUCUUGAAUCAAGUAAUUAUGAAGUACGUCUUACAGUGGCGCAACUGUUUGCUACAUUACUAUGUACUGCUAUGAACCCUCCAAGGCGGUACAUGUCUGUUACAGGUAGUAAAAAUCAACACAAUGCUUCUUCCGUGAAAGUGGUAACAACUGAGGAUUGUUUCAGUAUUCUGUCGCAUGGCUUUUUGAGAGGUGGAAUUGGUGGCUUUUUAAAAACAGGCACCGUCGCAGUUACUGGUGGACAGAAAGAAAUACGAGUUGGAAUUGCACUUGCUUAUGUUGCGCUGUUCAGAGAACUUGGUCCAUUAUGGUUGGAAAAGAAUCUUGCAUUUGUUAUGAAACAUUUAAUGGAUGUCAUUGCAAAAUGUGGGCCAUUAGCCUAUACGAACACCCCUUUCCAAGCUGUUGAAAUGGUCUACAUGCGACGAUGUAUCUGUUACAUAUUACGGAGCACUGUUGGCACAAUUCUAGGUGAACAAGCACAAAUUGCCGUUUGCAGACAACUGGGCGUAAUUUUAUCUGAUUGUAUUAAUUCUUUUGUUGAUUACAAUGUCGAUCCUGGAACUGAGAGAAUGCUUGGACCUGAAGCAUAUAUCAGCGCACAAACAGCAAUCGUUAUUUUAUCGGAGAUUUCAUGUCUAGUUCGACAAAUUGGUACUGCAGUUACACCUCUUUUCACUGAGGCAUCAGGUAUAAUGGAACCUGUAUUCGCUUGCCUUUUACAUCCAAUCCAAGCUGUUCGAAUAGCUGCUUCAUGGUGUUUGCGAUGUGUAACUGUUAGCGUUCCAUCACAGUUGACUCCUCUAAUUGACCGCUGUAUUAACAGAUUGGAACAUAUGAAGAACUCUGGUGAAGCAAUUAGUGGCUAUUCGUUUGCACUAAGUGCUCUUCUUGUAAGUUCGAUGGAAUGUAAACUCGGCAUCCCACAUGCUAAAUCGAGGCAAGUUUUUACAAUCGCUGAAGAUAUGAUAAGAACAGCAUCACAAGCAAGUAGCCUGGUACAGGUUAAAUCGCAGGCUGGUUGGAUUCUUGUUGCUGCCGUCCUCAAACUUAGUGGAACUACUGUACAAGACUGCAUAGGACGUCUUUUACCGUUGUGGAAAAGUUCGUUUCCACGAUCAGCAAAAGAAGCGGAAAUUGAGAAAAAUCGUGGUGAUGCAUUUACAUGGAUGUGUACUCUUGAAGCUCGUGUUGGUGCUCUGACAUCAAUGGCUAUGUUCGUAGAAUACUGCCCAAACUUAAUGACUGAUCACACUAUCAGAUCAAUCGUUCAGGCUGUGGAAUGCUCGCUGGUCACUAUUUCACACAUAUCUACGCUUCUCCGAAGUUUUGGUACGAAGUUACGUACUUUGAUGACAUUUGUACGUAUUCGAAUAUAUCAAUUGCUCAGCCACAUUUCUCCCAAGUAUUACGAACAUAUAUAUGCUUCGUUGUUGCGUGAAUUAGUUGCAGAUCUGACCCUUUCGGAUAAUGGGCAGUCAACUGCUACUACAUCCAUACUGUCAUCACUUUGUCCAGGUGUAGAUAAGUCAUUACUUGGUGCGUGGCUUAAUGACACAGACCAGGCUUUUAUUGAACUUGAGAUGCAUUCAUCACAGAACUUUGUUUGUGGUACCAUCGAUAAUGAUCCUCUCUGUAUCGUAAAAGUUGCGAUCGAUGACGCUCUGUGGUGGCCUGAGCCAUUGUGUCACGAUGUAAUAGUGAUCAAUAGGGCUAUAAGUCUGUAUGGUCGAAUAUAUCCAUUUGCACCAUCGAAACAUCAGUUGCAGAUGGCUGAACAUUUUGCUAAGUGUAUCAAAGGGACCAAAAAUGUAGUGCGGCAGCAAUCAAUACAAAAGAACAUUUUGGGAUGUUUGCUUGCAUCAUUCAAAACUGUUUCGGAGCAAAAAGGUCUACGUUUGGAAGUCCAGGCGCUGCAAAAAGCUUAUGUUGAUUUAAUAAUUCCGUGUCUCUCACAUGCGAAUCCCCUAAUAAGGUGUGCAGCAGCAGAAGCAUUAGGUCGUUUAGCACAGGCCGUUGGUGAUGCUCAGUUUGUGGCAAGCAUGGCGCAGUAUAGUUUCGAUAAAUUAAAAAGUUGUCGCGAUGCCAAUAACAGGACAGGUUUUGCUUUGGCUCUUGGCUCACUACAUCGUUAUGUGGGAUCUCUGGGGAGUGGUCAGCAUCUGAAUACUAGCGUUUCGAUCCUGUUGGCCUUGGCGCAAGAUGCUACUUCAUCUUUAGUACAGUCAUGGUCACUAGUUGCAUUGGGUUUGAUCGCUGAUACUGGUGGUGGAAUGUUUCGUGGUUAUGUUGAGCCAAGCCUAACUCUAUGUUUAAAGUUGUUACUGGAUACACCACCUGCCAAUAUUGAUGUAAUACAGUGCACUGGAAGAUUUGUAUCUGCUUUGAUCAACACGAUGGGACCAGAGUUGCAGCUGGUUGGUGCUGUGGAAGGAACGAGAACUUCAUUCUUGAUUGCAAGUGUUAUGAUGUUGAAUAGCAGUGAUUCUCUGGUUCAAGCAGAAGCAAUAUCCUGUUUACAGCAACUUCAUCUCUUCACACCACGACAUGUACAUCUUGAUCGGCUGGUUGUUCAACUUUGCAAACUAAUGUCAAGUCCACAUUUGAUUUUGCGAAAAGUAUCCGUUUGUUGUCUGAGACAACUUGUCCAACGUGAGGCGAAAGAAGUGCGCGAGCAUGCUCAAACUCUUGUGCCGCAGGGAAUCAUGAAUAAUAUGGGACGGAAUAAUGUGGCGGCAAGUUUACCGGAAACUGGUUUAGAAGGCGCUCUUCUGGCUAUGCUCGACAUUGAAACGGAUAUUGAACUCAAACAGGAUAUUAAAGAAACUUUGAUUUCGCUUGUGCAAGCAACAAGCAGAGAUUUUUUAAGCUGUUGGUUAUCUUUAUGUAAAGACAUCUUGGCAUCAUCUGUAGGUGCUGAUGUACGAAGUGCCAUGCAAGUUGAAGAAAAGGGACACUGUGGCAUCAAAGAUGAAGAAGAUGAGCGUGAGAGCAUCGAUGACGAUGUAACGUUGCAAUCAGCAACUGUCGUGAAUCGGGAGGAGAAAAUGAAAGUGAUACCACGCUGGCCAAGUCGAGUAUUUGCUACAGAGCUCGUGCAAAGGAUAAUGUCGGUCUGCGAAACCGAGCGAGCGCAUUAUGAUCUCGCUCUUGCUAAGGAAUUACAGAUUUCUUCUGGUGGUCGAACCGAUUAUUUAGUUCUUCAUUUGUCCGAUUUGGUACGGAUGUCAUUUAUGGGAGCAACCAGUGACAAUACCAGUUUGCGUCUUGCCGGACUGGCUUGCUUGCAAGAUGUAAUCACUCGAUUCUCAUCGAUCCCAGAACCUGAGUUCCCUGGUCAUGUGAUCCUGGAGCAAUUCCAAGCACAGGUAGGUGCAGCUUUGCGACCGGCAUUUACAGCUGAUACUCCUAGUGAUGUUACUGCUGCUGCCUGUCAAGUAUGCAGCACUUGGAUUGGCAGUGGUGUUGCUCAAGACCUAAAUGAUCUUCGGCGAGUUCAUCAACUUCUUGUUUCAUCUCUUGGCAAACUAACACAUGGCUCAAUCAAUACGCAACUUUAUAGCGAAAGUGCUGCAACUUUAGAAAAACUGGCAAUUCUAAAAGCUUGGGCAGAGGUUUACAUUGUUGCUGUUGAGCAAAAAAAGCAACAAAAAGUCAUAAACGCUGUCGCGGUGAAAAAUGAAGAGAAGUGCAGCUAUUUGCAAGAAAGUUUGCUAAGCUUGGUUUCUCCUGAGCUCAAUUCGUUAAUUAACUGCUGGUUAGCAGCUUUACGUGACUCGGCUCUUCUUUCACUUCCGCCUGAAUUCAAACCUCAGUUACCACCUAAUGGUGGAACAUACUAUACUGCCGAAUGUGCAGAUUUUUGCAAGGGGCAUUAUCGAGUCAGUUGGCCUCCAAUAUUGCUCGCUACCUGCACAUGGUUGGAGCAGAAUGAUUUCGAACUUGAACAAAAUUCUGAUGACGCAGAGAAUAUCACAAUAGAUAAGACAAGGGAAACUCAUUUUCAUAUAAUGCUAGGAAUAUGCAUUGAAACUCUUUGUUCAAAUCGUGCACAUUCUGUGGGAGAUUUGACCGUUCAGCUUUGCUUACGAUCAUUGAGGAAUCUUUUGGCUUGUAAUUGGUCGCGAAGAGUUUUGAUGAGGAAUGUUCAAUUAGCAAUAGAAGUGUUAAAUGUACUUUAUAGGCUUAUUUUAACUCGGGAGAAUUUACGAACUCAGCAGCUUUGUGCAGACGUAGUAAUGACAGUUCUCGAUGCUGCGCAGUAUUCGAUAACACUUCAUGACAGUGAUAAAGACAAUGAAAAUGACGUUUCAAAGCAAAAGGAAAAUACAACCAAGGAGGGCUAUAAAGGAGCGGAGGGAACGGCUGAUGGCCUACAACCCGCCAGUUCUUUGGCAUUUGCUGUUCUGGAAGUCGCUCUGUGUCUUUUGGUUAGACAGAUUCCUCAAAUCAACUCAGCAUUGAUGAGAAGUAAAUCAACAGCUCCACUUCAUUAUCGGAAGUAUUCUCGUCUUCCGGUUGAAUCGAACAAUCUCAUAAAAAUGGGUCUCAAUAUUCUCAUUCGUAUUCCAAUGCUUUGCUCAUCUGACGGUGCUGUUGUGGUUCUUCCAAGCAUUCUGUACCUGAUUUUAGGAGUUUUACACGAAUCUUCUCUCAUCGACAAGGAACAAUUAGUUCCUGAUGUUCCAUUUGGGCAUGUCUCUAUCGCUGCAGCUUCAGCCAUGCAGGCAUUGAAAGCAUUGCUGACUAUGGCACCAAUCGAUUCUACAUUUUCGAAAUGGAUGUCAGUAAUGAAAAGUGCUCUAAUUUCACUGCUUAAUAUGGCUGAAGAUUCAAAAGUUGAUGGUGCAGUGAUAAUGUUAGCAGUUGCAGUAUUCGUCACUUCAUCACCACCUCAAUUGGUUACGGGUAACAUCAGUCUUCUGGAAAGAAUAUGCAAGUUAUUCAAAACAUAUUUGGAAAGUGAACGUAAGCAGGUAGUGGUUAAAUGUAUGCAAAGCCUGGCCUCCAUUUUCGGUCGACGCGAGAUAUGUUAUCCAUUUAUCGCAGAGCUUGUUCCUAAAGUGCUGAACAGAAUUCGGCCGUUUGUGACAAAUGUUUCGAAGAGGGUUGCAGAAAUUACAGAAUCGGAAGAUGUGGUCAUUGUCCAAGAAGCAGUACGCGUUUUAGAGGUUGCCCUUUCGGCCGCUGACCAAAAGAGACAAUUGGCAGUCGUAAAUCUUAUUGUCCAGUUGCUAGGCACAUUCUUAUGCGAAGAUCCAGUUACGUACUAUCGACAGCUACCAGCAUCUACACGUAAACUGCACGAUUACGCAUUAAAUAGAUUAAAUGUAGUAGGUCCUUCCCACCCAGAAGAAUUCAAGAAAGUGUUAUUGUCCUUCCCAGCGCUCAAAUCGAAGAUUGAAGGAUCCAUACGGUAUCAGAACAAUCGUACAGCAGCUGCACAGCAAACACAACGCGUAACUGGUGCGGGGAAGUGUGAACAAAUACCAUUACCAGUUCCAAAAUCAGCAGCUAUAAAAUUGAAAGUGGAUUUCAGAGCUUUCAGUCCCGCCAACUAA